Zea mays is the source of this 827-nucleotide messenger RNA. RefSeq lists its product as uncharacterized. The coding region runs from base 245 to 496 and encodes 83 amino acids. The transcript has 2 exons. Lineage: Eukaryota; Viridiplantae; Streptophyta; Magnoliopsida; Poales; Poaceae. The record is from RefSeq and is a predicted model, not a curated record.
CGGUUCUCCUCUCCCCCCGCGCGUACAAAUAGGGGGAGGCGGAGAGGGAACGAGGGAUAGAGGAGAGAGGACCGACCAGAGUACCGGACACGCAGCGAGGGGGAGGAAGAAGGAAGCAAGAGGGAGGACCGAGCAGGCCUAGGCCCUAGGGUAGUCCCGUCCGGUCCCCUGCGGUGCAAGUCCGGCCGGCGGGCGGGCUGACUGCCUGGCGUCGGUAGGGGGCGACGGCGAUCUAUAUCUGUCGAUGGGCUACUGGUGGGACCGCGUCGUGCUGCCGGUGCGGCGGGCCUGGCUCGGCGUCGCGUCCCGCUUCGGGGUUCGCCAGACCGGGCUGUGGAGGCUGCGGCAGGAGGUGAGCACGUGCGAGUACGAGGACGUGCACGUGAUGUGGGAGAUGCUGAGCCGCACCACGGCGCCGGCGCCUAGGCGGCCCAGCCGGUUCGGGCCGCAGCCGCGGCCGUGGGGCAGCAGGUUCCGUCUCUGCCGAGGCUUCUAGUGCUGUUGCUGCGGUGCGGGGUACUAGUGAUUCCGCUUCAUUUUGGCUUCUCUCUCUCUCUCUUGUUCUUUGGUUUUCGCUGCUUGUAUGUACCGUCGUCGUCCAUCCCUCCUGGCUCUGAGAUGUACUUCCAUUCCUCCUCGUGUAUCCGUCUCCGCCCGCCUGCAGAUGAUAUACCGGGGCAUGUGAAUGAACAGAGCUGAUUUCGGUCGGGUAAUAAUCCUGUCCUUGUUGCUACCAUACCACCUACCUACUUCUCUUUUGACCCUUGACGACGAAUUCAUCUGUAAACAGAGGGGUAGAGAGUAUUAGUGUACGAUUUCAAGAUUCA